UCUCUCUCUUAUCUUUCCGUUGCGUAAUUGACCGGCCACCUCUCCCCAUUUGAAUAUUUCGCAGAGAAAUCCACGAAACAGGUCCGAUGGAUUUGGUAUUUUCCUGGUAAAAGGGGUAAACUACAAGCUUCUUUUCCUGGUUGCUCAGCGCCUCCUUUUUGGUGCCGCCUCUUGAAUUCUUGAUCGUUUCUUGUUUCGUAAGUUGUCAGACUUGAUCAUUGGUUUGUUGGGUUUGGUUCGUAUAUAUCAACAAACAGAUGGUGGGCAUUACUGUAGUUAAAUUUCGCUUUCGUUCUUUGACUUGGAACGUUUUCUCAUCAUUUUGUUUUCGACUUCUGAACGAGUCCCCAUCUUUUCUGAGCUUGGCACAUGCUGAUUUUGGUUCUUCAGCUUCCCUUUAGCUGGUGUUCCGAGAUUGGGUUUUUGGUUUGAUUUGGAUUUGCUGCUUUGUGGGUUGGAAUAUUCGGGGUUUUGCUGGAUCUUGGCUGUGAUCUGAAUUUGGCAUUUCUUAUAGUUAUCUAUUCUUGUCAAGAAAUUUGAGGGAAUGAAAGGAAAAGUUGGGGCACCGGGAAGUUACUUUGUAUUGAAUACUGGAGCCAGAAUUCCAGCCAUAGGUCUUGGGACUUGGCAGAGUGGUGGUGACCUCUGCAUUGAGGCCGUGAAAACAGCUUUAUCGGUUGGGUAUCGUCACAUAGACUGUGCACAUCUUUAUGGGAAUGAGGUUGAGGUAGGGGAAGGACUUGCUGAAGCUUUUAAGGGGUAUUUAAAGAGGGAAGAUGUUUUCUUGACUUCUAAGCUUUUUUGUACUAUGAAUUCUCUGAAUAAAAUGGAGAAUUCUGUUAGAGUAUCUCUUAAGAAUCUUGAAGUGUCAUACUUGGAUCUCUAUUUGAUGCAUUGGCCUGAAAGCUCAGCAUUUGGCGAUGCUACAGAUCCUCCUACCAAGUCAGGAAGUGAAUACCGACAGUUUUUGACUCGCCUCAAGACUACAUGGAAAGCAAUGGAACAUCUGGUGGAGUUGGGUCUAGUUCGAGCUAUUGGUGUUAGCAAUUUUAGCAUACCGCAGAUCAAGGAAUUGCUUAAAUUUGCAAAAAUAGUACCUGCAGUCAAUCAGGUAGAGUUGCAUCCCUUUUGGAGGCAAGAUGAACUUGUGAAGUUUUGUCAAUCAAAAGGUAUUCAUGUUUCUGCUCAUACACCAUUGGGAGUACCAACUUCCAGUCCUGGACCAUCUGACACUGGAUCAGGUGGUGAAGAUGAACCUGGAACUCCUCGGAUAUCAUUCAGGAGAUCCAGAUCAGUUCAUGGCCCAAUGUUGAAACUGUCAGUUGUUGCAGAAAUAGCAGACAGACAUAAAAAGACUCCUGAACAGGUUAUCCUGAGGUGGGGCAUACAGAGAGGAACAAGUGUCCUGCCAUGUAGUGUGAGGCUGGAUCGGAUAAGGAGAAAUAUUGACAUUUUCAGUUGGUCUUUGUCAGCUGAUGAAUUGAACCGCUUGAACCAUAUAGAGCCACAGGUUUGUCUGUUUGGACAUGUCCCUCUGAAUACUCUAUCAGAUAGUGGGUUUAUGCCUGGAAGUGGUCCCCUUCAAGCUGUGCACGAAAUGGAAGAUGAUGUGGAGUCCAACUCUUGAUGUUUAAUCAUAUUUGUGGGUGUGGUUUGGUGGCAUGUGGAGAAAGAAUGAUACUAGUGAUGGCAUUUUCUAUGUGAUCCAUUAUACUACUUGUGGAACCACCUGAAAUUUUAUUCUGACUAUCAUCCAAUUAUCCAUACCCACUUGAAGAUACUGACGGAUUAAGUUGUUUAGGGUUUUUUUUUUUUUUUUUUUUUAUCAUUAUCAUUACUUUGAUGCAGCAGAUUUGGAUUGUAUAGGAAGUCCACUCAUUGAGAUUGAAAUUAGAACUUAGCACUAUUGUGCCUUUUAACACUAUUGUGCCUACCCAUCAACCAACCUAUCCU
Diospyros lotus (date-plum) is the source of this 1953-nucleotide messenger RNA. RefSeq names its product aldo-keto reductase family 4 member C10-like. Gene Ontology annotation, molecular function: aldose reductase (NADPH) activity. The coding region runs from base 545 to 1627 and encodes 360 amino acids. The record is from RefSeq and is a predicted model, not a curated record. The transcript is spliced from 4 exons. NCBI's taxonomy places the organism in Eukaryota, Viridiplantae, Streptophyta, Magnoliopsida, Ericales, Ebenaceae. Gene Ontology annotation, cellular component: cytosol.